Messenger RNA from Hypomesus transpacificus, 2426 nucleotides. It is a transcript of the gene map7a, whose product is annotated as microtubule-associated protein 7a. Gene Ontology annotation, cellular component: microtubule cytoskeleton. The transcript has 14 exons. Gene Ontology annotation, biological process: microtubule cytoskeleton organization. The coding region runs from base 130 to 1896 and encodes 588 amino acids. Lineage: Eukaryota; Metazoa; Chordata; Actinopteri; Osmeriformes; Osmeridae. The record is from RefSeq and is a predicted model, not a curated record.
CGUAGCAAUCAGCUGCCCGGUGAAUCAGCUGAGCACCCAGGACCAGCGCUGACAGGAACAAGCACCAGGAUCAAGGGGGGGAAGACACGAAGAGGAAGAGGGUAGUGGAGAAGGAGGGUGUUCUGAAUCAUGGUUGUUCUGUGCCCGGGGGGUGGAAUGCCAGGCUUGGUUCCUGCCAUGGCGGGGCAGAGGAUCCAGAGAGACACCCCCAGCAGGACAGCGUUUCACAAGCUUUCUGCCUCCAAAGGAACCCAGAGGAAGGGAGUCAGAGCGAGCAGACAGGGAGAGCAAGGCAAUGACACACAGACAGUUCCAGAGAAGAGAGGAAUAGUCUGUGGUCCUUCCCUCACCAAAUCAGCCCAGAUCAGAAAUAUCCUGGGUAACUCUGCAGAACCACAUGCGCUAAACGUGGACGAGAGGCUGAGGCUGGCACGGGAGCGAAGAGAGGAGCGAGAGAGAGAGCUCGUGUCACGGGAGCUUGGCUGGUUGGAGCGUGAGGAAAGGGCCCGGCGCUACCAUGAGAAGCAGCUGGAGGAGAGGAGGAAGAAGCUGCUGGAACAGAGGCAGAAGGAGGAGAAGAGGCGCCAUGCUGUUGAGGAGAAGCGAAGGAUUGGGCUCAAGGCGGAAAAGGAGCGCUGUGAGAGUGCAGUACGCAGGACACUGGAGAGGAGCCAAAGAGCCAACCAGAGGCUUCUCCAGACCUCUCGAGGAAGGAAACUCAUCAAGAACAGCGUGUCAUGCCACUCCAUGAAUGCAAACAACACCUGCAAAGCCCAGCAGCAUCGUGGCCCAGUAGACCACAGGACCACCGCCUCUCCCAGUCCGGCCAGAACCAACCACAGAACCAUUAACCUGGCACAGGUGAAGGCAGGACAGAUGCAGACACAGCACAGUGAGAAGAUGUGGAGCGGUGGAACUCCCCAGACGGCUGGCGCUAACAUUAGAGUGAGGGCAGAAACAAACGCUGAUAACAGAGCACGAUCUUCCGGCAGGUCUGUCAUCAGACACGUCACACCAAAGCAGACGGAGCUUCCCACAGUUCCCGAGGAGGAGGUUGCUGUCGACUCAGAGUCCCUCUCUCCUAGAAACCCGCCGGCAAUGACGCCGCCAGCUGUGUACCGUCAUGAACACCUGGAAGACAGAACUGCAGUGAAUCCACAUCCCACCUCUCCGGAACGCCCCACAGUCACCUCGUUCAGAAGCGAGGGACUGGAAAAUCACUUUCUGGGAGCUGCGACCCGGCCGGCCGCUGGCACCAUGGACCCAGAAGAGGCCUCUCGCCUCCUGGCCGAGAAGAGACGAGAAGCGCGCCAGCGGAAACAGAGAGAGGAAGAGGAAUGCAUGAGGAGGGAGGAGAUAGAGAGGCAAGGCAGGGAGGAGCUGGAGCGCCGGAGGGCGGAAGAGCAAGCGCGGCUGCAGGCCGAGGCCCAGCGGCUGGUGGAGGAGAGGAAGAGGAGGGAGGAAGAGGAGCAGAAACAAGCUGAGGCAGAGGAAGCGCGCAAAGCCAUGGAGAAAGCUGCACUCCUCCAGAAACAGAGAGAGGAGGAGCAGGCCCGCCAACAGCAGAGGGCCGAGCAGCUGAGGCUGGAAAGGGAGAAGGUCUUCCAGCAGGAGGAGGCGGAGCGACAGGCCAGGAAAAAGCGACUGGACGAGAUUAUGAAAAGAACAAGAAGGCCCACUCCGUCUGACAGGAAACCUGCACCGUCGGAGAACAUGGUGAAGGAAGUUCAACCAAAGGAGAACACAGAGCCUGUGCUGAAUGGCACCAUAGAAGAAGUGAUGAAGCUGCCGGUGGAGGACAUGGUGCCCGUCGUGGCCUUCAAAGAGCGCAGGUCUCUGCGACCGCUGGGCGGCCUAGAGGAGAUACAGACCCACCACCGAGCAGAGAUCAUCUGACCAGCUGUCGGACGAGGUAAAACACAGACCGUUCCAGCUCUGCCCCCGAGGCCUCUUUCCUGCCCUGCACUUUUAGACAGCAUGUGAAAACACAAUCCUAUAACUUUGGGGACUCCACCUUAUUGGAGUUUUUCAGCCUAGGAACACACAUCACUAUCCAAAUGUGGGCACAUGCUUGGGUCAUUUAUGUGUAAAACAGAUUUCUCUGUUUAGUGCAAUGUCAAAGCCUGAACUAAAGAUACUACCUGUCUCAUAGAUGUAGGUUUAGAUGCUGGUAUGAUGAAUUGACUACAGUAUGUUGGUAAACACAGUGCAGUAUUGUGGAAUAAGGAAUUUCCUUCGUAAACAGUUCAUUACUCUCAAAUGACAGUUUUACAAUUUUUAAUGGUUUUAGCCAUGAGCUCAAGCUUAAUCCUGAUAUUUCUUGACUAUGCUGCUAUUCAAGCACUUUCCUUGCAGUUAUAUGUUGGUUUUGGGUAGUUGUAACUGUGUUCGCUUUUUCAACAGUGUAGCUUAAAGUGGAUGGAGCC